Messenger RNA from Williopsis jadinii, 520 nucleotides. RefSeq names its product peptide-methionine (S)-S-oxide reductase MsrA. The record is from RefSeq and is a predicted model, not a curated record. The annotation marks the transcript as partial. Gene Ontology annotation, molecular function: peptide-methionine (S)-S-oxide reductase activity. NCBI's taxonomy places the organism in Eukaryota, Fungi, Ascomycota, Saccharomycetes, Phaffomycetales, Wickerhamomycetaceae. The transcript has 3 exons.
AUAUCUCCAACCAUUGUGUACAAUGCUGGCACCAAUAAGCUGAUUACGGUGGCAGCCGGGUGCUUUUGGGGAGUUGACCAUAUAUACCGCAAGAACUAUGUCGAUAAGGGGCUGGUGGACGCGAAGGUGGGGUUUGCGAACGGACACGUUGACAAUCCUUCUUAUAAGAGGGUCUGUGAAGGAGACACCAAUUUUGCCGAGGUUUUACAGAUCUCCUACGACCCAGCCAAGCUGCCACUGAGGGAGAUCAUCUCGUUCUUCUACCGGAUCCACGAUCCAACUACACUGAACUCCCAAGGUGCCGACAAGGGAACACAGUACCGUUCCGCAAUCUUCUACCACGAUGCUAGCGACCUCGCCGUCAUCGAAGAGGUCACCGAGGAGUACUCAAAGAAGUGGAAGGCACCUCUGGUGACAAAGAUCGAGCCUAUAAAGAACUUCUACGACGCUGAAGACUACCAUCAAGAGUACUUGUUCAAGAACCCAGAUGGCUACCACUGUGAAACCCACUAUAUAAGAG